CCCUCCGUGCCCUCCCCAACGCCCGCCCGAGCGCGGCGGAUUCAAAUCGGGGCUCCACCCGAGCUGUGCUAGCCGCGUCCGAGCGUCCUCCUCCCCCUCCUGAGGGAGUGGGACCAGGACGAAGGCCGGGAAGCACUAGUGCUGGGCCUGGUGAAACCCGAGGAGAAACGGGCGCUGCCGCCGGGCGCACGGGUGAGCUCGAUCCCCUCAGGGCAUCCCAAUCCCUCUCGGAGGGUCCCGGUUCCGCGCAGUGUGAUGAUGAAGAAUAUGGCAUCCUCAAGCCUGGAAGAUUUAUGUUUCCACAUCAAUAUGAAGAUUUCAAAUAUUAAAAAGUGUCUCCUAUUGAGAGACAUAGGUAAGGAUGAUUCCCGCAAGCCUGUGCUCCAUAAAAUACGGAAUGAUGUGAUCCUUGUACAUGAUCUCCUGAAUAAAAUGGAAAAUGAAGUUAAACAGCAAGAAAAACUGAGAGAUUUGCUCAAAGAGAUGCAGAAGGCUGCUGAGAGAGACCAGAAGGAAGCAGAGCACCUCCUUGAACACAUUCCACGCUAUCUGCCCAAACCAGCCCAGAGCCGCAACAUCAUGCCAAGUGUGAAAGGACAAACAAAGGCUGUAGAAUGCAAAGCUGAGAAGAAACCUGCAAAAGAGAAAAAACCCAUUAAAGAAGCAGCAUUAAUAACCACAGAGGAGUUUGAAAGUGUUCCUGCGUAUAUGAAAGGCCGUAUAACAUAUGAUCAGAUUAAUGCAGUUGUUCAAGAGCUGAACAAGGCCGUGGUGGGCAAAUACAAGAUCUUGUAUCAGCCUUUGAAGUCUAUGAGUGCACCAGUCAGAAACCUCUACCACAGGUUCGUUGAAGAAGAAACUAAGGAUACAAAAGGAGCAUUUUUUAUUGUGGAAGAUGAUAUCAAGGCGUUCACUCAGCUGAAAUUGGAUAAGAAGUUCCACAGCAUCCUCAGCAUCCUGAGGCACUGCCAGAGAGUGAGAGAGAUUCGUGGCUCAGGGCUCAUCCGCUACGUCAUCUGCUAACAGCUCCCCUGCCUGACCUCACACCCUGCCCUGCUCUCCAGACAGCAGCACGGAGGGACAGGGAGGGGUUUUCAGGCAUCUACCCUAAAUUAGGAGUGGCAUUUAAGGAUAUGAGUUUUGCUUUUAGUUGAGGGGAACUACAAACCCAAACCAGAAAGUCAGCUGGGCACAUUUUUUGUUCUUUUAGUAUAGUUUUAAUAUAAUAUAUAUCAUAAAAUAAUAAA
Molecule: messenger RNA, 1247 nt
Organism: Haemorhous mexicanus (house finch)
Lineage: Eukaryota; Metazoa; Chordata; Aves; Passeriformes; Fringillidae
Gene: SKA1
Product: spindle and kinetochore associated complex subunit 1
Exons: 7
Coding region: 256-1023 (255 amino acids)
Biological process (GO): regulation of microtubule polymerization or depolymerization; cell division; chromosome segregation
Cellular component (GO): spindle microtubule; outer kinetochore; mitotic spindle
Molecular function (GO): microtubule binding
Source: RefSeq, a predicted model, not a curated record